Messenger RNA from Dermacentor andersoni, 6146 nucleotides. It is a transcript of the gene dock, whose product is annotated as SH2/SH3 adaptor protein dock. NCBI's taxonomy places the organism in Eukaryota, Metazoa, Arthropoda, Arachnida, Ixodida, Ixodidae. Gene Ontology annotation, biological process: cell migration; ephrin receptor signaling pathway. Gene Ontology annotation, cellular component: cytoplasm. Gene Ontology annotation, molecular function: receptor tyrosine kinase binding; signaling adaptor activity. The record is from RefSeq and is a predicted model, not a curated record.
UCUCCCAUGGUUUCUCCGCACGCUUCCCGCGGUUGGCUUGGCUUACUCGACUUCCAUUUCCCGUAUUUGUCUAGGAAGCACUGUAGGUCUCGCACGGCUCUCGUGCUCUCCCGCGAAUUCCCGUCUGGGCGCCGUCGGAGAGUUGUUGCCUCCUCCGCUUCCCGGAGUGUCAUGAAUCUCAGUGAUGGUUAGGACUAAGAUGCGACUAAAAUCGGUGCUUUUAGGCUAGUAUUUAUUACCUUAUCAACAAUUGCGCCCAUUCCCGGCGGGGGCCCGCAUCGCGCCCGAAGAUGUCGAACUCCAAGUCCGGUGAGCAGUGCAUGUGGACCACCACAGGGAUGGUGGUGACGGCGGCCGUCAUUGAUCCCUCCCGCGAUGCUGGUGUGGUCGUCCCAGGGAAGGCCGGUAACGAGGAGACGUACGUGGUGGCCAAGUACGACUACGUGGCCCAGGGCAGCCAGGAGCUGAGCCUGCGCAAGCACGAGCGCCUGGUGCUGCUGGACGACAGCAAGCACUGGUGGAAGGUGCAGAACGCGCAGCGCCAGGCCGGCUUCGUGCCGUCCAACUACGUGAAGCGCGAGAAACCGUCGCUCUUCGACAGCAUCCGGCGCCGGGUGCGCAAGCGCAGCGAGGCCAAGCUGUCGCCGGCCUCGUCGCCCGUGGCCGCAGACGAGCCGGGCGGCGGCGGCGGGGGCCCGGCCGAGGCCUGCGGCACGGCGCUGGUCCGUUACAACUAUGAGGCCAAGCAGGCCGACGAGAUCUCGCUCGUUAAAGGCGGUCGCGUGCUCGUCAUGGAGAAGUCCAGCGACGGCUGGUGGAAGGGCGAGCACUGCGGCCGCCUAGGAUGGUUCCCAUCAAACUACGUCCAGGAGGAAGCGUCCAGCCCAGAUGAGGCAGCCACACCAACUGAUGGGCCUGUGGUGCUGGAGACGGUGGUAGCUCUGUACAGCUUUGCCUCACAAAAUGAGGAAGAGCUCAGCUUUACCAAGGGCGAGCAGCUCGAGGUGAUAGAGAAGCCAGAGAACGACCCUGACUGGUGGAAAGCACGCAACCAGUCAGGUGACACUGGUCUGGUGCCCAAAAACUAUGUGCAGGUGGUGGUGGCGACUCCAGCCUCAGCAUCGACCACACCCAAGCCUUCAACACCUGUGCCGCAGCCAGCCAUAGCGCCACGGCCUGAGCUGCAUGCCAAGGAGUGGUACUUUGGCAGCAUCUCUCGCUCCCAGUGUGACCAGGUGCUCAAUGACCAUGCAGUCGAUGGGGACUUCCUCAUACGGGACAGCGAGACAAACGUUGGCGAUCUCUCUGUGUCCCUCAAGGCACCGCAACGCAACAAGCACUUCCGUGUCCACGUGGAGGAUGGUGUGUACUGCAUUGGUCAGCGGAGGUUCUCCAAUUUGGACGAUCUUGUGGAGCACUACAAACGGGCACCUAUCUACACCAGCCCCAAGGGGGACAAGAUGUAUCUGGUGCGGCCCUUUCGCAAACCCUGACCCCGGUGGCUGACGCUGCCAAUCUUUUCUACGAGGCCAAUCAUGGCCCCAGUUUGUACGCGUCUCUCCUACUUACUAGUCAGUGCCGUCGUGCUUGUCCGCCAUUGUAAGGUCUCUUAGGCCUGGCCCACUCAGGCUGUGCUGUGCUCAACGUCUUGAGGAGUUGCGCGCUGCUGGUAAGAUGAAGAAGCUUGCACCUUUGCUGUUAAGUGCAGGGAGAGGCAGGGGCUAGCCAGGCAUCGCUGGCAGAUCUAGAACUGCAGAGUAGGUUGCAGAAUAGGCAGACCGAAGAAUGGGUUGCUGCACUGCUGUGUCCCAUGCGCCAUAGCAAAGCCUGGACCCACUGCAGGAGCUCCAAGCAGUGUAAUGUCAUCGCACUGCUCCUGUGUAGUGCUGAUACUGCUCCUUAACAUGGUAUUUCACAGAUCUAAGACUGCAGUACAGGUUGUACAAGCAAGAUGGGAAGUAGAUUUCUGAACUGCUUUAGUUGGUCUCGGGCACUGGUAGAAAAAUACUGAGGUCUUGUUAUAAGGCGAACUGGUCGGUUUGUAGAAGUCCUUACGUGGUUUCAUCCACUACUCUAUGCUGAACAGCCUUGGCUGGUCUUGAGCACUGCAAGAAAAAGGACGAUCUCUUUCAUCUGCUUUGUUGUAGCAGUUAUGCAGGUAACGACACAUCAGAAGGAGUAUGCAGAGAACAAGCACAGCACAGGUACUCCUGAGCAUUGCUAUGUGGAUGUACGUACUUCAUUUCCAUUGGAGAACGGAGCUGAACAAAUUGAGUACUUGAGCAUGUGGCUUUUAGAUGGUUUUUAAAAUGUCUCAUAACUCUCAUGGUAUUGAUGCUGGUAUCAAGCUUCCAGAAAUUAGGUAGCAGCACUAUGGUGAAUGUAAAGGGCCCCUCACCAGGUUUGGGCAUUGCAUACAGACACCCGUUGUGUGUAGAGAUUGUGUGGAGAAAAAACACAAGUGAUGCACCGGCAGUGGCAAAACACAAGACGCAGCUGCCGCAUGGCAGCUUUCUCAUGCCAUGGGAGGGAUUGGUCAUGGACCAAUUGUUUGCAGCUUGCCAUGUGCUGCGGACGGAGGAGACCAGUGAGAGCGCCCCCUGUAACAACGCUGCAUGGGCUCACAAUAUCAGUAAAUGAAAUGAAUAAUGCUCUGCCUGAAUAGAGACACAUUUGAGCAUAGGCUGCCUAGAAGCGAGGCAUGCAUUCGUAUUGAAUGACUGCAAAUUACUCAGCAAAGGUAAUUUACUUUGUACAUUCACUUGGGAACUCUACAGAACAAAUGCUGGUCUCCUGCAGAAAAAUUAUUGCAAGCAGUUACCCUUUGCUUUGUCUCUGUUCCUCGGAAGUCCAAAGCGUUGUUCAGAGUCUUGAAUAUUCUAACAAUACAAAUACUGAACAAUUUCGAAUAUUGAAUUCUUGAAUCUAACAGUCUUGAAUAUUCUAACAAAAACAAAUACUGAACAAUUUCGAAUAGUGAAUUCUUGAAUCUAACCAAAUAACAAGCACCAUUCGAAACGUAUCCGAAAUUUCGAGUGUUCGCACACCUCAUGUCAUAUAAAUCAGCUAAUAAUGUCUUAAAUGUGAAUCAACAGGAAACAGGUUUACAAUUGAAGGAUACCUGUGAUAUGCAGAACGCACAGAUCCACCUCUGAAAAUGUACCACGCAGUGAGAAAGAAAAGAUAUGGGAGAUGCCAGGGUGGACAAAAAUAGAGCAGGUCAACUCUUGGCCCCGAUGCAGGAGAAGGCAGGAGAGGGACAUUACUUGCAGGAACUGGUACUCUGGUCGAGGCAACUGCAUGCAGUGAGGGUCUCCUGCACCUUACUAUAUUUCUUUGCUUCUAUACCGCCUACUACUGAACCGUGCUAUAAAAGGCUCGCCAUAAAGCCCUUUAUAACUCCUAGUGUAUAACCAAAAUUUUCGAUGCAGCCUGGUGAAGGGUCACUUUAAGGUUACGCGAGUAGUGAAAUUAAUCAAUCUAAAAUGUGUCUCAGGGUGUUCAUUGCUUUAUGAAUGGGCUUGUGCUACGGGCAACCUUGCACACUGUCACAUAGUGAUGUGGCAAAUACAGUGCAGCCUUGGUUUGCUUGAGAGAGAACAGCCUCACAACACAACAGCAGAACAAAUGUACCGAUAAGCACGAAUACCUUUGACAUUCAGAAUGAUUUUUUGAUUGAGCAGUUUUCUUAUCGGAGCCUGCGUGCAGCCAGCUGAAAAACAGAAAAAUUGCAUUGCAUUUCAUGGAUGCUGAACUAACCUUUAUCCCAUGUUUGACAGCAGGAUGUUUAUGUAUGCCUUUCCUACCUGAUAAAUGACAUAGGCAUUGAGUGUUUCUUGAUCCUCCUCCUCAUGUCUCCUGACAAUCGUGCACUAUGAGGGAGAAACUCUGAAAUCUGUAAACCUCCCUCAGCACUUUUUUACAUAUGCAGGCACUUUGUACCAUGGCAGGUAGACUUUGUCAAGACCUCAUCAAGCGUUUUAUACGUAUUGCUGCCUCUGGAUUUCUGUCAAAGUUCUGUAUACCGUAAGCCUGUGCAGUCACCAUACUUGCCCAGGUAUAUAUAAUACAAUCACAAAUCAGAAGUGGCAUUUGGCAUACUGAAAUCCCAUGCAUUAACAAAAGUAAGUUGUUAUAAUGUAACCUGAGGACCAUGCAUACAGCAACCUCAGGCACAAGCUUAGAAAAGCUGAAACUGGCCUGCACAGAUGCCAGUAGACGGGCACAUGUAAGCUGUUCAUUGUCUACAGUCUGUCCUUAGCUGCUCCCAACUGCCUGUGAGCAACAAAGCCCAAUGUGGGCCCUUGCCCUGCUGCUGCUGUUGCACCACUUUGCACCCCAGUUGAGUUGACAAAUCUACUUGAGGUUGUGUGGCGUUGCCUUUUUCCCCCCAUACCUUUGAUUCCUGGUAGUUGAGCCUGGUGCUUCAAAUAAAAACAAAUGUCAUAUUCCUAGCAUCAUUUCAGGUGUGCCCUGAAAACCACUUUUAAACAGGAAAUUAUAAGGAAAAAAUUGUGUGGUAAAAGAAUUUGUGCAAAUGCAGUAUCUUGCACCUGUUGCUUAGUAAUAGACUAUUUGCUGUACAUUGACGGCAGGCCGUGAUAUCCUGCUGUUAUUCUGUGACAAGGAAAUUUCUCAUGCCUGCACUUGAAGGCAUAAGUCAACUCUGUAUCUUGCAAUAAUAUGCCACAGACCAGAUUUUUUAAGGUGCUUUCUGCUUGUCAACACUGUUGGCACUGAAUUAUGGUGUCAGUUUACAGACUAGAUUUACAGAUCGUCAUAUUUGAAUCUUGCAAAUGCAGCACAUUUGCAAGUUAUAGUCACUGCACUUCGUGUUAACUCACUUUCCGAGUUGCGCUGCUGACACCCUUACAAAGGGGCACCUAACACCAUGAAAUCAUGUUAGGUAGGUAUAUAUGCUCUCAACACUGUGUAUUCUUUCUUUAUUUCUCAUAUAAAGGUUGAUAUUUAAUGGAAAAAAUCAAGGCCAAGCUUUGCUUUUUGUAUUAAGUGCCAAAACCAUGGCACCGGUGAUGUUACAUUGUGGACUUUACCGUGUUUCCUUGUUUGGGUUGCCAAAAGCUGCCAAGUUGCGCCUUUACUUGGUACUUUCAAAUGCUGUCCAGAUCCAUGACAUCAUGGUAAGCUGGUGCAGAGAUCUCAAGGUGGCAUCUCUGCCACUCUUCCAUUGCUUUCUGCCUUACCGAACCUCUGUUCUUGCAAAGGCUGGCUUACUCAAUCUUCCGGAAGUGUAACUCUGGUAGUUAACCAGUCUAGGUUAAUUGUUCCAGCAUUAGGCCCAAAGUGGUUCUUUCAAGAAGUAAUCUUGGUGCAUGUAUUAGAACAGACCUACUUUAUCCUAUUUUAUCAUCUCUAUGUUCACGGUGUGUGUCCGUGGAUUCUGAUGGUGCCAUGAUGUCAGUAGCCCUUGCUACUGUGCUUGUGUAUGAAGCAGCCCUGGGUCAACUGUUGAGGUUAGCCAUAUUGCAGGUGUCUUCAACAUAUUUUUCUUGUGUUCUCGGUGCACAAUCUUCUACACUUCUGGAAAUAAUCUUUUUAAUACCACAAGAAAAAGUUCAGGAAAUAAAAAAUUAGAUACCAAGUGGCUUGUUCAUAGGUGAAGAAAGCACUUGCAACUGUGGUUGCCUCUAUUUAGUGCUAUAGAAACCUGCCAGGAGCAGUGCAGUAGCGGCAGCAUGGUGAUGUGUUGGUCUGUUCCCAGUUUCACGCUCAGUGUUGCAGUGGUGGCAUUACGCGAGCACAGCCGGAGCAGGCCAGUCGGGGAGAUCUGUGUUCCCCUCCCGACUCUUCCCCUCCCCAACCCCCUCUGCUGCGGCAGCCUGAACAUUCCACACAAAGGUCCCACAGGCUGCCAGAGGUGCAGUGUGUGCAGCUAGAGGCCUCCCGCUGCCUGCUCGUCUGUACAACACGAGGCAGCGUUCAAGGGUGAGGCAAACACACAAAGCUCUCUUAAAAUGCUCUAACUGCAUUUACGAGGCUGUCUUAAUUUAUUUGACGGAUUGUAUGAUGGGGCUGCGUGACAUGGUAAUGAUGAGCAAAGCAUGUGAAUGAGUAACAUUUAUUUUGCUCUGUGUGACUUGAAAGGGUUUGAUGACUCCGAAUAAAAAGUACAAGCCUCUGUGUAA